AUGGAUGUGAGUGAGAACAACGUUUGUGACACAGGGGGGGAGCAUUCAAAUUAUCCCAGAAAGGCCACGAAGCAGGUGGGCCACAGCUGUAACCUGCAGAAAGAGGUGGACAUGAAUUACUCCUACAGUCCUCCUGGAAACUCUGCUGGACCUGCAGCAAAACAGGAGCUUCCCGCAGACCUGCGGUGUGGAGACAAAGAAACCUGUGGAACCUUCUGCCAGGAACGAGGUGAGAGUCCAGCUGGGGAGUUCUCCAGCACCAGCCUCCACCUGCAGAGUGAAGAUGAGGAUUUAGAUCACCGUUCCUCUGAGCACCCCAGGAAACCACGGACGAUAACAAAGCUCCGUGAGGACAGCGGGAGCGCCGCUCUUGGGGAUGUGUUUGGUGAGCAGCUGGAGCCUGUCCCCGAGGAAGCUCUGCCCUAUCGAUGUAAGAAGUGUGGCUCCUCUUUCCGCGGCGUGAGAGAGCUUCAGGAGCACAGGCGAGCUCACCUGCUGGAAAACUCCUACCGCUGUCCCAUCUGCGCCAAAGCCUUCACCCGCGCGGCCAACCUGCGCAUGCACAAGCUCAUCCAUUCCAGCGAGAGGCCGCACAAGUGCCCGGAGUGUGACAAGGGCUUCAUCCGCACCGCCGACGUCUGGAGGCACCUGCGCAACGUGCACAAGAUCGAGCGCUCCAUGGUGAUCCUGGCCAACGGCAUGGCCAGGAACCCCUGGUCCACGGUGCACCGCGGCCAGCACGAUGCCGAGUGCCCAGAUCAGGCUUGCUCUGGAAACCCAAAGUCUCAGGAAGAUGACUUCAAACCUUACGCCUGCCCGACGUGCGGGAAAGGCUUCGAUAAACCCAACCUGCUGUCCAAGCACAAGGUGAUCCACCGGGAGGACAAGCCCUACAAGUGUCAGGAGUGUGGCAUGGCGUUUGUGCAGCUGCUCAGGCUCAAGAGACACCAGCAGACUCACUCUGGGGCACGGCCCUUCUAUUGUGAGGAGUGUGGAGGGACCUUCACGCGGCUGGCAUCGCUCCAGCGCCAUCAGCGCAUCCACACCGGAGAGAAGCCCUACUCCUGUAAUUUGUGUGGGCAUUCCUUCACCGAGUCAGGGACCCUACGGAGGCACGAGCGCACACACAAGUUGGGCAAACCUUAA
Poecile atricapillus (Black-capped chickadee) is the source of this 1146-nucleotide messenger RNA. It is a transcript of the gene ZNF648, whose product is annotated as zinc finger protein 648. The transcript has a single exon. Lineage: Eukaryota; Metazoa; Chordata; Aves; Passeriformes; Paridae. Gene Ontology annotation, molecular function: DNA-binding transcription factor activity, RNA polymerase II-specific; RNA polymerase II cis-regulatory region sequence-specific DNA binding. The coding region runs from base 1 to 1146 and encodes 381 amino acids. The record is from RefSeq and is a predicted model, not a curated record. Gene Ontology annotation, biological process: regulation of DNA-templated transcription.